Messenger RNA from Mugil cephalus (flathead mullet), 577 nucleotides. It is a transcript of the gene mrpl52, whose product is annotated as mitochondrial ribosomal protein L52. The record is from RefSeq and is a predicted model, not a curated record. The coding region runs from base 75 to 464 and encodes 129 amino acids. NCBI's taxonomy places the organism in Eukaryota, Metazoa, Chordata, Actinopteri, Mugiliformes, Mugilidae. Gene Ontology annotation, biological process: mitochondrial translation. Gene Ontology annotation, cellular component: mitochondrial large ribosomal subunit. Gene Ontology annotation, molecular function: structural constituent of ribosome. The transcript is spliced from 5 exons.
GAGCGACUCUCGGGCGCUUUGUGCGCCUUUAGCUCCACCUGGCGGCCAACGUGGAUUUGUGCAGGGAAGUCAACAUGGCGGCUCCCGUAAGGACACUGUGCUGCUCAGUGUUAAGACUCUCCGGCAGACAGUUGAGCACAACGUGCGGAGUUCAAGCCGGACAGAAAUGGAGGAAAGAACACGGACUUUCCAGAAGCGGCACAGAGUACGGACCUCUAACAGACCUGCCUGACUGGUCCUUCUCAGAUGGACGACCAGCACCUCCGCUGAAGGGCCAGCUGAGACGAAGGCAAGAGAGAGAAGUUUUAGCUAGACGUAUCGUGAUGCUGAGUUCAGAGAUGGACAGAGGAAUAGAGAAGUAUGAGAAGAGACAGGACGAGGCCAAAAGAGCGGAGGAGCACAAGAAGUCUCUUUUACUCAAACCCAAGGGGAAGCUGCUGAUGGCGAAAAAAUCUCAAAGUUAGCCCCAGGUGGUCACGUGUUGAUGAAUAUAUUUGUGAAGACGUAUGAGCUUUAUAACUUGAUCUGUCUUUUUUUUUUUUUCUCUCAUGCAAUAAAUGUGUUUUUUUCUGAUUCA